CGGAAGUUGUUGCGCAGUCGCUUCCGGAGCAGGGUGAGGCGGAGGAAGAUUACGAAUGGGUCGCAGUCGCAGCCGCUCCCCACGGAGGGAGCGCAGGCGGUCCCGGUCCACGUCCCGUGAGCGAGAACGCAGGCGCCGAGAAAGGUCCCGGUCCCGGGAGAGAGAUCGGCGAAGGAGCCGCUCUCGAUCCCCACACAGAAGACGCUCCAGGUCCCCAAGACGACAUAGAUCCACAUCUCCUUCCCCUUCUCGACUGAAAGAAAGAAGAGAUGAGGAAAAGAAAGAAACAAAAGAAACAAAGAGCAAAGAACGCCAGAUUACUGAGGAGGACUUAGAGGGCAAAACAGAGGAAGAAAUAGAAAUGAUGAAAUUAAUGGGAUUUGCCUCUUUUGACUCCACAAAAGGGAAAAAGGUGGAUGGUUCUGUAAAUGCCUAUGCCAUAAAUGUGUCUCAGAAGAGGAAGUACAGGCAGUACAUGAAUCGAAAAGGUGGAUUCAACAGACCUUUGGAUUUCAUUGCAUGAAAACUGAAAUGAUAAAGAAUGAUUUUUUUUUUCCUUUACCUUGUUCAGAAGAGUGGAUAUUGUAUUUCAUAUUUAAUAUGCAUAAAAAACAGGAUCACAGUCCUUCUUCCUUGUAAAGUAAGAAAAUUUUUAUUUAUGAUGUAUGCAGUUCACAUACCCUGACUCACAAAAAGGAAAGUUAAAUACUGCAUUUUUUUCUUUUAGGAAAUAUCAUUUGGGGCAAUCAGCCCCAUUUUUUUGUUCUUAUUAUUGUGGAAUCUGUAUAUGUUUUCUUCUUGGGUGCACGUUAGGACUUUUUUAAACACAUAAAAGUAAUUUGGAUGUAAGUUUGUCAAAUAAAGCAAUAUUUCUACCCUUUUGUAUUUGAUAAAUAUUUGUAUUGCUAUAUAAAAUUUUCCCCCUACACAGUUUUUUUCCCCUACGUAGAUUUAGAUUUCAUUAGUAACUUAAAAAUAACUGGGUUUUUUUUUUGCCCCAAUUAUUUCCUCCAUUUAUUGUUUUUCCCAUUUUUAAAACCGUAUAUGCUCAUUAUAUAAAAACUUGGGAGAAACCAAAAAGCAAAAAGAAGAGCCAAAAAUCACCUAUAUCUAUCCCCAGAAACAAUAUUUUGAUAUAUGUCUUUCCAACCUCCUAUGGUAUAUAUUUAUUGUCCUUACCCAUUAUAUCAGAAUUUAUAUGCUGUUCUCUUUUGCUAAUCUUUUUUCUCCCAUGUACUGUGAACAGUUUUUAAUACUUACGUGUUACUUAGAAACUUAACUUUUAGUUAAAUUUAGCUACUUGGUUGUACCAUAAUUUAUUAACUGAUCUUUUAUGAGCAAACAUUGGCUUACCUCCCAUGACUUGCUGUUUUAAUUAAAACUGUGAGUAGUAUUCCUGUUACAUACA
This is a messenger RNA of Lutra lutra (Eurasian river otter), 1408 nucleotides long. RefSeq names its product small nuclear ribonucleoprotein U4/U6.U5 subunit 27 (gene SNRNP27). The record is from RefSeq and is a predicted model, not a curated record. Gene Ontology annotation, biological process: RNA splicing. Gene Ontology annotation, cellular component: precatalytic spliceosome. The transcript has 6 exons. Bases 56 to 523 code for a protein of 155 amino acids. NCBI's taxonomy places the organism in Eukaryota, Metazoa, Chordata, Mammalia, Carnivora, Mustelidae.